AUGCGGGUCCUCCGGCCCCUCGGCGCCGAGUCGCCCAUCCAGGGGCAGGAGAGGCUCGGCGUCUCCAGGCCGCUGCUCCGCCUGCAGUCUCCGGCCACCUGGAAGGUGGGCAAGGGCUCGUUCCCUGGGCUGCGGUUUCUCCAGUCUUGGAAUCGGUGCCAGGAGCCCAAGGACAAGGGACCUGGUACCGUGCUUGGUGCUGCAGAUAGAAGCGACCUGGUGCCGGGCGCGGCGGAGCUCAGGGUCUCCUGGGAGAACCAGAUGCUAAUGAAACAGAAACGGAGAUGUUUCACAAACUGUGGUGAGCAUGAUGAAGGAAAAGGCAUGGCAUCCUCAGAGAGUGGAAGGGACGGGGCUGGGGGCAGCCCAGAGCAGGGACCCAAGUGA
This is a messenger RNA of Rangifer tarandus platyrhynchus (Svalbard reindeer), 387 nucleotides long. Lineage: Eukaryota; Metazoa; Chordata; Mammalia; Artiodactyla; Cervidae. The record is from the annotation of a GenBank genome assembly.